GCAAAGCUAUUCCUAUUGCCACUUGUUUUUCCCUUCAAACGUUCACCUCGCGCCUAACAUGGGGUCUCGGCAGGACCAGCCCGCCGUCAACGGGGAGCAAGGUGACGGCGCGGGGGCAGCCUACGUGCGGUACAGGGAGUGCCAGCGCAACCAUGCCAUCGGAAUCGGCCGCUACGCCGUCGACGGCUGCCAAGAGUUCACGGUGUUAAUGGGCGUCGACGAGGCUGCCAUGCUCCUCUGCGCGGCGUGUGGCUGCCACCGCAACUUCCACAGGCGCGAGGUCGUCAACGAGUUCGGCGUCGACUACCAUGCUCCCCGGACGCCCCCCGCCGACGAACAUCGCCGUUGAAGCCAUGAAGCCUGUUGCUGCUGCUGCUGCCGCCUCUUCUUGCUCAUCGUGAAUUGGAUCUAGCUGGAGCAUGCAUGGCCCAUGGACGGCUGGUAGCAUUUUAUUUCAUCUUCUUUGUCAUCUUAUGAAAUUAGUGUGGAUGAAUAAUUCGCGGGGGAUGUCCCGUCCGCGUAGAUCGAUCGAUGUGAUGAACCUCUUCUAUGAAUUCGAAUUUGAUUUCCCUUGUGCCUUUUUACUUGAUGAGGU
Triticum urartu is the source of this 595-nucleotide messenger RNA. Its product is annotated as mini zinc finger protein 3-like. The record is from RefSeq and is a predicted model, not a curated record. Gene Ontology annotation, biological process: regulation of developmental process; regulation of DNA-templated transcription. Gene Ontology annotation, molecular function: transcription cis-regulatory region binding; DNA-binding transcription factor activity. Lineage: Eukaryota; Viridiplantae; Streptophyta; Magnoliopsida; Poales; Poaceae. Gene Ontology annotation, cellular component: nucleus.